Molecule: messenger RNA, 1062 nt
Organism: Danio rerio (zebrafish)
Lineage: Eukaryota; Metazoa; Chordata; Actinopteri; Cypriniformes; Danionidae
Source: RefSeq, a predicted model, not a curated record
AUGAGUGAUGUGUCUCUCAUUUGGAAGGCAAAUUUCUCUGAAAUGUUCAUUCUGCAAGAGAAAGCAGAUGUUCGGGGAGCCAUUGAGAAGGCAGCGAAAGGGCAGGACGGUGUUGCCAUGGAAACGAAUGAGCAAGCAAGCCUGUUUACUGGUGUUGAGUCAAGCAGCAUGCAGUGCCAUGUUGACUUUAACUGCAGUGCAGUGAGGAGUCAGACAGAUGCAGCCAUUAGCCUGUUUGAGCGUGUGGCCUACCCGCCUGUCUUCAUAGUUGGCCUUUCCUUCAACAUCACAGCUUUAUACCUCUUCUGCCGCAUCAAACGAUGGACCGACACUCACAUCUACAUGCUAAAUCUACUAGUGGCUGAUCUCCUAGCAAUCGUUUUCCUGCCCUUCAGGAUCCUGGAAGCCUUUUGUCAAAUAAAGCCGACCAUAUUGUGCACGUUCCUGCUGUGCACCCAAUACUCCAACAUGUACUGCAGUAUGUUCACCAUCACAGCCAUCAGCGUUCACCGCUUUAUAUCCGUCAGGUUUCCAUUUCUGACCAAAUCGCUGGUGUCUAAAAGUAAAGCGAUCGCCAUCACAAAGUGCAUCGUCAUCUGGAUUAUCAUCGCGGUGAUCUGCGCUAGCAACUAUCGUGAUCUUAUGCCAGACAAUUUAGACGGCUGUUAUGAUCUAAAUCUGACCAGAAAGCUUCGAAAGACGUUUCUCUUGCUUUUGGAGAUUUUAGGAUAUCUCAUUCCAGUGGUGAUCAUCAUAUUUUGCUCCACACAAACCGUCUACAUACUAAUCAGAUCGCUUCAGCAUGUGGAGGGAAGAGAUCGAGCGGAGAGGAAAAAAAUCACUGCUAUUAUUGCUGCCAACAUGUUCACGUUCAUAGUCUGCUUCACGCCGGUUCAUAUCGGACUUUUGCUGCAAUAUUUAUCAGAUGAGAAUGGCAAAAAUUUUAUACACGUGUUUCUUGAUGUUGCUGAGUGGAUCGCCACUACAAACUGCUGUCUGGAUGCUAUUGGAUAUUACUUUCUGCUGAAGAGAAUUCAUAAAGGAGAAAAUAGUUUUAACUGA